GUUCAAGGUGUGCCACUGUUCUUGUGCACAAGCGCAUGGUUGUACUCUGUCUCUUUGUUAUUCUGACUUAGCAAAUGAUCAACUAAUUCAAUCGCUGCCAUAUAUCAUAUCUCAGCGCCGUACUAGUCGGAAGUUCUUCAGUAGUUCUGACUGCUUGGCUGAGGUAAGGCUAAAUAGUUUUUACUUUGUUCAUUGUUGUGGGUUGUAUUUUGGAAGAUGUGUACGUUACAUAGUUGCUAAAAACAGAAACAAACUAUAAGCUAAAACAGGAGCGCUUCCAACUGAGUGUGCACAUUUUCACGUGUGUAAAUUUGACUUAAUAAAUAACUCUAACAUCUUACAUUUUACAGGUAAGAUGAAUUUGGAGGAGUACUUCCAAAGAAUAGGCUUCCGUGGCCCUUCUGAUAAAAUGGAUCUCGCAACUUUGAGGUCCAUCCACAAGCUGCAUGUCAUGUCGAUCCCUUUUGAAAACCUCAGCGUUCACUGUGGAGAGUGGAUCACCAUGGACCUGGAGACUAUUUUCAAUAAGGUGGUGAGGAGCAGCCGUGGAGGCUGGUGCCUUGAGAACAACUACCUGUUUGGAUGGGUGCUGAGAGAAAUGGGCUUCAAUUCCACAAUGUUGGGUGGCAGAGUUUUCAACACUAUCACCAAUGACUUUCCACCUGGGGAGAAUCAUCUCAUCAACAAGGUUGAAAUUGAUGGGAAGGCUUAUAUAGCAGAUGUAAGCUUUGGGGUCUCGUCUCAGAUCUGGGAGCCACUGGAGCUCAUCUCUGGAAAGGACCAACCGCAGGCAGCAGGGGUGUUUCGACUUACCAAAAAGGAGGACACGUGGAACCUGGAGAAGACAGGCAGGACACCAAAGGUUCUCAAUCCAGAAUUUGCCAAAUCCAGCCUGGUGAACAGGAAGCAAACAUAUCAGAUCUUCUGCUUCACCUUGCAGCCUCGAGAUCCAGAACAUUUUGCAGAAAAAAGCCACACACUUCAAACAAAUCCAGCCUCUCUGUUCACUAACAAGUCCAUCUGCUCCCUGCAAACACCGACAGGAUUCAAAGCUCUGAUUGGCUGGAUCUACAGUGAGGUCACCUACAAACCUGAGGAAGGGGUGGAUUUGUUGGAUAUGAGAAACAUAACUGAGGAUGAGCUUGAUCAAAUCCUGAAGGAGCAGUUUAAUGUAAAGACACAGAAUAAAAUGAAGCCUGCAAACAAAAAGGUGUCCUACACAAUCUAGAAGAUACCAAAUAACCUUUUGCUUUGGCUUUUAAAGGACUGCAUUGAAUGUGUUUAUUACAUGACAAAACCAAAUAUCAUGAAUGAAUGUACCAAAGUUGGGGCUUAUCGUGUAUUUUUAGCAGAUGUUCUUCCUUUGUUUUUAUUCAGAAUGUAAAACUGUUAAAUAACAUCAAUAUAUUUGUGUAAUGCCUUUAUUUUGUACAAAUCUUAUAUGAAAAACCUGUGUUCUUUUUUUAAGACAGGAGAAAAUUAAAUCCUAACUAUUCAACA
Xiphophorus hellerii (green swordtail) is the source of this 1500-nucleotide messenger RNA. Its product is annotated as arylamine N-acetyltransferase, pineal gland isozyme NAT-10-like. Lineage: Eukaryota; Metazoa; Chordata; Actinopteri; Cyprinodontiformes; Poeciliidae. The transcript has a single exon. The record is from RefSeq and is a predicted model, not a curated record. The coding region runs from base 356 to 1228 and encodes 290 amino acids. Gene Ontology annotation, molecular function: arylamine N-acetyltransferase activity.